Drosophila hydei is the source of this 2800-nucleotide messenger RNA. It is a transcript of the gene SoxN, whose product is annotated as transcription factor Sox-1. The transcript has a single exon. Gene Ontology annotation, biological process: anatomical structure morphogenesis; cell differentiation; regulation of DNA-templated transcription. NCBI's taxonomy places the organism in Eukaryota, Metazoa, Arthropoda, Insecta, Diptera, Drosophilidae. Bases 973 to 2757 code for a protein of 594 amino acids. Gene Ontology annotation, molecular function: RNA polymerase II cis-regulatory region sequence-specific DNA binding; DNA-binding transcription factor activity, RNA polymerase II-specific. The record is from RefSeq and is a predicted model, not a curated record.
AUAUAUCUAUAUACAUAUAUAUAUGUGUGUCAAUUGCCAAAACUUGCGGCAAUUCCGAACAACUAGAUAAAUCAAACAAGUGCAACAUGGUUUCCAUAACAAAUGUUCAAACAAAUCAUAGCCAAUAAAUAACUGAUAAAAAAAUUAAAAAAUAAAAAAUAACUUAACCAUCUCAGAAUAUUAACUGAACUAAAAUAACUGUGAAAGCUGCAAAAGUGACUUUGGCUAACAGCAAACAGCAAAAGUAUCUGCAAGAUACAAACGUGCAUUUAACGGAUUUCACACUAAUUGAAGUGUUCUGGAUAUUUAGGCAUCUACAGGUGCUAACAAAGCCCACAGGCAGCAGCUAGUAAAAAGUAUCUGCAACUGUGACUAACUGCAAAUAUUUAAAAUCAAACUCAAGUCAAAAGUAUCUUUGAGUUGCAAAAGUAUCUGCAGGCUAUAAAACGCAGCAAAGGCAGCAACAGAUGCACAAAAAAGUAUCUGCAGCUAAGGAAAAGAAGCUUAAGCAAAUGUAUCUAUGAAUUGUAAAGUAACUACAAAAGUAUCUUUGAGUUACAAAAGUAUCUGCAGCUAAGCAAAAGGCAGCUAAUGCAAAUCUAUGAAUUGUAAAGUAUCUGCAAGCGGCGAUAUACAGAAGUAUCUUUGAGUAUCUGCUUAAAAGUAUCUGCAGCCAAGGCAAGGCAGCUAAAGCAAUUGUAUCUUUGAGAUACACAAUAAAGUAGCUACAGCUAUUAAAGCCAAUGCAUUUAUGAUAUGCAAAGUAUCUACAAGCCAGUAGAGAGCACACAGCCAAGUAUUUGCAACGCAGCAAAUGUAUCUACGACUAGCAAAGUAUCUAUAGCAUACUAGAGACAGCCAAGAGCAGCACCGAAAGUAUCCAAGAGCCUUGCGUUAGCUUGAUGUAUUUGCCCUGAUCACUGGCAAACUAGAGCUUGAAAUCCAAUUGCCCAGAGCAACACAGAUUGCAACAUGCUGACCAUGGAAGCGGACAUGAAAUGUGGCAUCUUGCCUGGACAAAUGCCGCCGCUGCAUGGCCAUGCGCACGCGGCUGCUGCAGCCACUUCAUACUCGGCGUUGGCGCCGCUCAUGAACCUGGGUCCAUCACAUCUCACCCACUCGCAUCUCAGCCAGCACAACCAUCACCAUCAUCAUCAUCAUCAUAUGAGCGCACAUAUUGCAGCCAGCCAGAGCCCCAAUCCGCUUAGCUCGCUGCAGUCGAGCAUUGCCAACACGCUGAACGGCGCCACGCAGCAGCAGCAGCAGCAGCAGCAGCAAAGCUCGCCGUUGCACAGCUCCAGCGAGCUGAGUCCGACGCAGAGCAGCAUUGGCAGCCAUCACAUGACCUCACCAGUUAGCCAUCAUCAGCAGCAGCAGCAGCAACAGCAGCAACAGCAGCAGCAGCAGCAACACUCGCAGCAUCCAUCGCUGAUGGGCGCGGGCAGCGCCUUGAGCAGCAUGACCUCCAGCAACAACAACAACAACAACAACAGCGCCACAGCCAACAAGAAUCAACAGCACGCGGAUCGCGUCAAGCGGCCAAUGAACGCGUUCAUGGUCUGGUCGCGCGGCCAGCGUCGCAAAAUGGCCUCGGACAAUCCGAAAAUGCACAACUCGGAGAUAUCGAAACGUUUGGGCGCCCAGUGGAAGGACCUGUCCGAGGCCGAGAAGCGACCCUUCAUCGACGAGGCGAAACGUCUGCGCGCCGUCCACAUGAAGGAGCAUCCGGACUACAAAUAUCGUCCGCGUCGCAAGACCAAAACGCUGACCAAGACCAAGGAGAAAUACCCGAUGGGCGGCGCUGGCCUGAUGCCCGGCCAGGUGCAGCCAGGUGGCGAAAUGCCCGGCACCCCGACGCGCAUCAGCCAGGUGGGCAUGUCGCAGAACAGCCAGGCGCUGAACGGUGCGAGCGGUGCAUCGGCGGCCGCCGCUGCUGCUGCCGCCGCCGCCGCUGCCGCCCAACAGGUGCGCCCCAACAUACAUCAGAUGAGCGUGCCCAACGGCUACAUGCCCAACGGCUACAUGCAUCCCGAUCCCGCUGGCUACCAGACGCACUACAUGAACUAUGCGCCGCGCUACGAGAUGACGCACAUGUACAACGGCUACGGCAUGUACGAUACGGUGGCUGGCGGCCAGACCUCGCCGUACGGCAGCAGCAGCUUGCAACAGCAGCAGCAGCAGCAGCAGCAGCCCGGCUCGCCGUCGCCGUACGGCAGCGCGGGCCUGCAGCAGCCGGGCAACGGCUCGCCGGCGCCGUAUGGCGCGCAAAUAUCCUGCCAGAGUCACAGUCCCAGCGAUUCCAGCAUCAAGUCGGAGCCCGUCUCGCCCAGUCCCAGUGCGAUUGCACUGAACAACAACAACAACAACAACAAUAAUAAUAACAACAACAACAACAAUCACAUUAUGAAGCGCGAAUACGUGACAUCGGCGACAGCAGCAGCAGCAGCCGCGGCGGCAGCAGCCGGCGCUGGCACCGAUCUCAACAAUCUGAUGAACAUGUACCAUCUGCACGACGCGCCCGAGCAGCAGCGUCAUCUGAUGCACUAUCAAACGGCCUCGCCGGAGCUGCAGCAGCAAUCGAUGCAGCACGUGAUGCAUCACCAGCAGCAGCAGCAGCACCAGCAGCAGCAGCAGCAGCAGCAACUGGCGCAGCAGCAGCAACAUCCGCAACAGCAUCUGCAGCAACAGCAGCAGCACCAACAGCAUCAGCUGCAUCAGCAAUCGCUGCGUGCAAUGGCGCCGCUGGCACACAUGUGAGAAAUGGCCAGCGCCUAUGGAGCAGCCGCCGUUGGGUCUGUGA